AGGCCUCGACCUGAACAUGGAAACAAUCUCUGGAGGUUUAAACGACUCCAGCAGUCUUUUCGGUCUCAAGUUUCUAGAGAAGCUGAACUUGGCUUACAACUGCUUCAACUUCACACGAAUUCCAUCCAGGGAUCCAAGAAUCUCACUGACAUAGACCUCUCUCAGAAUUCUCUUACAGGUCCAGUUCCUUCCAUUUACUUUGCAGGCCUUUCAAAUCUUGUAUAUAUAAAUCUGGGGUAUAAUUCAUUCAAUGGUAGUAUUCCUUCUUCUCUUUUUUCCUCUCCCUCUCUGCAGACCAUUUGGAUUAACAACAACCGAUUCUCCGGGUUUCUUCCAAACGGUUCGUUGUCUCCUUUGGUUUCACUACAUUUGAGUAGUAACAAACUACAAGGGCCUAUUCCCUCUUACUUAUUUGGUAUUCAAAGUCUCAGAGACCUCUCACUUUCUUUCAACAACUUCAGUGGCACCAUACAGCUAGAAAGUAUCCAUAGGCUUCAAAAUCUUGCGUUGCUUGAUCUUUCACACAAUAGCUUGUCAGUCGAUGCAAGUAUCAGUAACUCUAGCUUAUCCUCCUUUCCCCAACUCAGAAGGUUAGGAUUGGCUUCUUGCAAGCUGCAAAAGUUCCCUCCUCUAAUGAACCAAUCGUUGUUGCAUGAUUUAGACCUUUCUGACAACCAAAUUUCUGGGGUCAUACCAAAUUGGAUUUGGAAUAUUGGUGGUGGAGGUGGAGGUAUGGCUAUUCUGAAUCUUUCCUGUAAUCUCCUAGUGGGUUUGCAACCGGAAUACCUUAUUCCUAGUCAACUUCGCGUCCUUGACCUUCAUUACAAUCAGCUCCACGGUGAAAUCCCGUUAUCAUUUGCAUCCUAUGUCGACUACUCAAGGAAUAAUUUCAGCUCUUCUCUCUCUACUGAAAUUGGCAACCGCAUUACCAGAGCUAGUUUCUUCUCUCUUUCACAUAACAAGCUUUCUGGACCCAUCCCUCCAUCAAUAUGCAAUGGGAGCUACCUUGAGGUUCUUGAUUUGUCCAACAACAGAUUCAGUGGCACUAUACCCCAAUGUCUGAUAGAUACAUGUACGACGACCCUUCGAAUACUGAAUUUGCGAAACAACAAUCUUACUGGUAACAUAACGGGGACAUUCCCUGAAGAUUGCGCUUUGAGGACCCUUGACUUCAGUGAAAAUCUCUUGGAAGGGCAGGUUCCAAAAUCCUUGGCAAAUUGUGCAAAUGAAGAGGUUUUAAAUCUUGGUAACAACAACAUAAAUGGCAACUUCCCUUGCUUCUUGGCGAACUUAUCCAACUUGCGCGUCUUGGUUUUACGAUCCAACAAGUUCCAUGGAAAUAUUCACUGCAGAGGAAUCCAUAAUAAUAUUUGGCCAAAGCUUCAAAUCAUUUGUCUAGCUUUCAACAACUUCAGUGGUACUCUGCCGCCAAAAAUCUUUUCACAGAGGAAGGCAAUGAUCGAUGGGGGUAAUCCACCAUCAGAUCUCAAUCACUUGCGCUUUGAGACGACUACCGGUACCUAUUAUGAGGAUACAAUGACACUUAUCAACAAAGGGCUAGAGAUGGAGCUGGUGAAGAUCCUAACUAUAUUCACCGCCCUCGAUUUCUCAAACAACAGGUUCAAAGGAGAAAUACCAGAUACAAUUGGGGAUUUGAAAUCCCUAUACGCGCUCAACCUAUCACACAAUGCCCUCACUGGUUCUAUCCCAUCAUCACUUGGAAACUUGUCAAGGCUUGAAUCACUAGACCUCUCGUGGAACAAACUCGGUGGAAGCAUCCCGGUGACACUUGCAAGUCUGACAUUUCUUUCGUUCCUGAACUUAGCAUACAAUCAACUCGUUGGAAUGAUCCCAAGCGGCACCCAGCUUCAAUCAUUUUCAGGAGCUUCGUACGAAGGAAACAAAGGAUUAUGGGGACCUCCCUUGAAUGCUUGUUGCAAGGAAGCAGAACCGACACCGCCAACAUUGGAUGGUACACAAUCAUAUACUGAAGUAGAUGAUGAGAUUAACUGGGUCUACAUAAUCGCUACGUUGGGGUAUACAGUGGGGUUUGGAGUUAUUGUUGGGCCACUUUUAUAUUCGAAAAGAUGGAGACAAUGCUACUACAAACCUGUUGACAGAGUUAUUGUGAGGAUUCUCCAUCAUCGAGAGCAGCGAUCAAGAAAGUAUGUUUUUCUAACAAGCUUCGGAGAUGGCAGCACCACUGAAGGGUAAGUUUAAUUUGUUUUUUUAGUUUUGUUUCAUAUAAUUAGUAAAAUUAGGUAAGGGUUUGUGUCCAUUGGGUGGCGAGAUAGGCCGGGGUAGCUUCCCACCGGAUGUUUACUAUUCCGUCGAAUGUGCGUCAUAGAUUUCGUAUUGUAUACAAUAUUUUUGUUUGGCUUCGGACCUAUUUAGUUCACAGGUUA
Rhododendron vialii is the source of this 2405-nucleotide messenger RNA. RefSeq names its product receptor-like protein 33. Lineage: Eukaryota; Viridiplantae; Streptophyta; Magnoliopsida; Ericales; Ericaceae. Bases 634 to 2214 code for a protein of 526 amino acids. Gene Ontology annotation, molecular function: protein binding. The record is from RefSeq and is a predicted model, not a curated record. The transcript has 2 exons.